Cinara cedri is the source of this 519-nucleotide messenger RNA. NCBI's taxonomy places the organism in Eukaryota, Metazoa, Arthropoda, Insecta, Hemiptera, Aphididae. The record is from the annotation of a GenBank genome assembly.
CUCACUUUUCACGAAAUGGACAUUUUAAGUAUCGCAGUAACUUUGUCGGUAGUUUGUCUAGCUAAUAAGGUAGAUUAUAAACGAAAAUAUAAAUCGUACGACUAAUAGUAUGAGUGCGUACGAGUUUUAUAACUACAGAUAUACACAUUUUUUUUUUAACAAGGCUACAGCCGUCGACUUGGAUGAGUUAUCACCGAAGCUGCCUAUCCGAUUUCCGGAUCCAUUCAACGACUAUGAACCAAGUAAAUUUCCGUUUUCUUUAGCGACCGACCGACCGUUCAAAACGAUUCCGAAGUUUUCAUUGCCUAUUCCAUUGAAAUUUUCAUCGCCGUUUUCACCUCCUUUCAGUCCUCGUCCGUGCUUUUCUCAUAGCACGAAAUUUACCACUUUCCUUAGAUCACUUCCUGCAAAACUACCUGUACUGACCGACGAAGAUCAGUUUACCUACCUCCUCAAACGUGAAGAUCAUUAAUCUCAGGGUUGACAAAUACAAUUACUAUUUAUAUUACUUAUAGCAUU